UUUGCUUCUUCAAAAAUGGCUGCCGCCUUGAUCUCUCGCAGAUUCAGACCCUUUCACUGUUCUUCAUCAUUCUCCUCCACAUACUUCAUCGCCCAUAAGCUCCAAAACCCUACUCCUAAACCAUUCACUCACCUGUCCAAUUCCACUUUCUCACAAACACCCUCAAACCCUUUCACAUCUACUUCAAACCCCAACUCCAUUUUCAAAGACUACAAAAGAACAGCACCAAAUCCAAAACCCUUCAAUGAAAAAUCCACUAAAGCCUUAGCCUUUGAUCCAUCUUUGUCUUCUUCGAUGCACCAAAGGGUUCUUGAUCCAAAACCCAAUAAUUUCAAUCUUGGUUUUACCGAAUUGAACACUCCCAGAUUUAAAUGGCCGUCGGGUAAUAGACCCAGAUUUCUUUCAACCUCCGGUUCAUCAGAACCUGAGAAACCCCAAAACCCAAGUCAGUACCCAAGUCAAAACCCAAAUUUCAAGCACCAAGAAAUCGAAGGACCGACUGUGGAGCGAGACCUCUCUGAUUUGGGCAAUGAGACCCGAACAGUCCUUGAAGUGAUGGCCAAGAACAUGUAUAGUUUGAGCAGGACUGUGGCUGUUCUGGGUUUGGUUCAGCUCGGCCUGGGAGCUUACAUUUCAUACAUGACUCGGUCUUCGCCAAUACCUGAAGUAUCAAUUCAGAGCUUUUUGGCAUUCGGGUUUCCCUUCUCUUUGGCGUUCAUGUUGAGGCAGUCUCUGAAGCCAAUCUACUUCUUUAAGAAGAUGGAGGAGCAAGGUAGGCUGCAGAUUCUGACUCUUGCUCUUCAGGUUGCUAAGAAUUUGAAUGUUUUCUUCAUUCGGGUUCGUGGGGUUUCUGUCUUGUGUAUUGCUGGUUUGUCAGCUGGAGUUUUGUUCCAACUUGCUUACAAGUUGACUUGAUUUUUGUAUGAGAUUGUUUUCAUCACUUGUGAUAGGAUUAUUAUGAAUCUAUAAAUCAUAUGGAGAUUGACAUUGCAUAUUGUCUAGAUGCUUUUGGCUACUUGGCAUUUCAAUUU
Rosa rugosa (rugosa rose) is the source of this 1031-nucleotide messenger RNA. RefSeq lists its product as uncharacterized. The coding region runs from base 16 to 915 and encodes 299 amino acids. The transcript has a single exon. The record is from RefSeq and is a predicted model, not a curated record. NCBI's taxonomy places the organism in Eukaryota, Viridiplantae, Streptophyta, Magnoliopsida, Rosales, Rosaceae.